AAAAUAAGCGAAAGUUCAAGCAAGCAAAACAAAAAGCGAGGUGCACACAGAGUAAAAUUCAGGUUAUUGUCAGCGGAUUUUCUUGUCGUUUUGAAAUAAAAGAGGAGAUUUGAGGUACGAUGGCGACAGCUGUUGCUUCGAGAUUCUCUGUCCUGAGCGUGGACGUGGAAGACGACUCCGCGAAAGUUAAAAAAUCUGAGAAAAAGAAGUCUUCAAGUGACAAGGAUAAUUCAAAAGACAAAUCCAAGUCUGGCCAGCAAGGCAAGCAGCAGUCGCAAGAUGCCAAGAAGAAGGCUAACAAGAAGAAGGACGCUAGCAAUGGCAACUCAAAAAAGCAGUCAGCUCAUUGUCAGCAGAAGCAGAGCAAACAGAAUUCCAACAGCAACACCGAGCAGUGGCAGGAGUGGCUGAAACACGAUGAGGAGUAUGUGUGUGGGUCAUAUGAAAACGAUCUGCAGGAAGCUUUGUUGAUUUCAACUCUUACAAAUAAGGAGGAAAUGAAACUGCGCAAGGUUCAAAGUCCAGAUGACCAAGGUCAAGAAAAGGGCUUGAAGAAAAAGGGCAAGGUCCAAAAACCACAGGCCAUGUCUCUGGACGAAUUCAACAAAAUGAAAGGCGACCCAACCAAAGAGGCAGAGGAAAAGGUUGACGAGCCUGAGGAAGUUGCAAAUUUCUUUGAAGAAAUAAAUGAGUUCACUGCUGAAGCCUUAAAGCUAGAAAGCAAGACUGAGCAUUUUAAAUCUCGACAGCUGAAACCUGUUACUGACGUCCACGUCACCCUGGCGCAGUUCCAGAAUGUCCUUGAAGAGAGGGAAAAAGAGAUAAUAGCACUGAAGAAAAAGGUGUCCAAGCUAGAGGCAGACCUGACAGAUGUUAAGGCUAGGAAUUCCCAGCUGUGCAGCAUGCUCGCUCAAGGAGAGAUGAAGAACAAGGCAGAAGUCCUGUUAGAGGUCGAGCAACUAAAGUCUGAGCGCAAGGAUUUGUGGUCUGAUUUGCAACGACUCGAGGUUCAGCUGGAGCAAGAGCGCUCCAAGGUUCACGCUCUCAGUCAACCCGCUGAGAAGGGAAAAUCAAAGAGCAAGAAAUAGACAGUUUCGAGUAACCAAAGUGAGAUUAAAAAGUGCUGAUUAUAAGAAAUGAAGUGAUUUCAAAGACUUCAAAAUAAUGUGCUACAAACUCAGAAUAUUUUAUCUCCUAAGAUUAUAUUGUUCAUUCCAUAAGCCACUUGAAUUUAACAGUACCAAUUUUGUGUAAAUUAAAAAUAAAAUUUCACAAUUUAUUACACGUGA
This is a messenger RNA of Cloeon dipterum, 1289 nucleotides long. RefSeq names its product G kinase-anchoring protein 1-like. Lineage: Eukaryota; Metazoa; Arthropoda; Insecta; Ephemeroptera; Baetidae. The record is from RefSeq and is a predicted model, not a curated record. The transcript is spliced from 7 exons. Gene Ontology annotation, cellular component: Golgi apparatus. The coding region runs from base 120 to 1088 and encodes 322 amino acids. Gene Ontology annotation, biological process: signal transduction.